Messenger RNA from Terrapene triunguis (Three-toed box turtle), 5938 nucleotides. Its product is annotated as E1A-binding protein p400-like. The transcript is spliced from 35 exons. The record is from RefSeq and is a predicted model, not a curated record. Gene Ontology annotation, cellular component: Swr1 complex. Gene Ontology annotation, molecular function: ATP binding; histone binding; ATP hydrolysis activity. NCBI's taxonomy places the organism in Eukaryota, Metazoa, Chordata, Testudines, Emydidae. Bases 573 to 5861 code for a protein of 1762 amino acids.
AUGCUGCUGUCAGGUCCCGGUGGACAGCAGCCCGGUGCCUUCUGUCGCUAAUCAUCAGUGGCAGGCCCUGGGCGGCCAGGCUGGCAGACCCCUGGGUCCCCGAGGCCCUGGCUGAGCAGGGACCCUGUCACGCACCUGUCAGCGCUGUGGUGGGUGCAGCUCCGUGCUGCGGUUAUCCGGGGCAGGGGGCGACCUGUCCCCUUGCACUGCCCCGAAAGCUUGUUGCCUCCAUGCAGGUGUCUGUGCCUUUCUGGGGUUUAAGGUUAUCCCCAGAACAGGCUGCUUGACUCUGUGCUCCUUAACCACCGGUUUGUUAAAAACAACCCAACAAAACACGGGUUGAGUUACAGCUUGGUGCUGCGUGGCCCCCUCUGGCUGGUUUUUAGGGUCCUGGAAGACGCGAGGGUAGUCCUGAAAAUCUGGGGCAUCGCUUGAAACAAGACACACUGGGCAGCCUUACUUCAGACCUGGAUAUAUAGUAGAAUGCCUCCCACUCCUCAAACAGUGCAACUUGCAGGACAGAAACAAAGCCAACAACAGUAAAAUAAUCCAUCCAAGCAUGUCUGUGGAAAAUGUGGCAAGUUCUCACACUCCUCCAUCUCAGCUGCUUGGGAGGCAGCAACCUGCUGACGUCUUCACAGUGGCUUUCCCAGCUUCAUUGUAGCUUUCACAGCAACAACCACCUGUCGGAGAGUUUCCAGAAACAGCUUCAGAAAAUGGAAUCCCAGACACAAAGUAUUUCUAUCACUUCUGCUCCAUAUAGCCAGCUCAUGACAUCUCUUCAACAGCAGGAAAACCAAGUGCAUCAACGAAUAGCAGACCUCAGGAAAGAAGGUUUAUGGUCCCUAAGGCGAUUGCCCAAACUUCAAGAGGCUGCAAGACCGAAAUCUCACCAGGAUUAUCUACUGGAAGAAAUGCAAUGGAUGGCAACUGAUUUUGUUCAAGAGAGAAGGUGGAAAACAGCAACUGCUAAGAAGCUGAUCAGAAAUGUGGUGCGCUAUCAUGAAGAUAAGAGACUUCAUAAGGAGAGAAGCAAGAAAGCAGAACAAAAUCGACUGAGGCGCAUUGCUUCUUCUGCUGCUAGAGAAAUUGAGCAUUUCUGGUCCAGCAUUAAACAGGUGGUAGAAUUAAAACUGCAAGUAGAAGAAGAAAGAAUGAAAAAACCCUCAAAUGUACAAGAAAUUUCAAAAAGAGGUCAAGAUACGAGAAUUCAGGAUUCAACAAUAUCUGGGAGAAAAAGAAAAGCAACCACAUUGCUUACUGAUCACGAAGUUUUAGAGACAGAUGAAGAGAAUGCUGAAGUGCGAAAUUCUGAAAAAGAAAACGUGGGUCAUCAAACUGAGUUGACUGAUUUAGCCAAAGAAGAAAUGGAAGACUCUGUAAGUGAGAGAGCGAGCCCUCUGAAGGAAGUAGUAUUCAUAGAGUCACUCCUCAGAAUUGAUCAGCAUGAGGGUACAGAGAAAACAAGUGCUGCAAUGAAACACGUGAGAGACAUAGUAGAGGUUGCUGCUGCUGCAGAAGUGCUGUUACCUAAAGAUAGUGCUCAGAUCACAACGGAAGUAAAAGGUGAUACUCCAUCCCUGUUGUAUGGGACUCUUAGAGAGUAUCAGAAGAUUGGGCUGGACUGGUUAGUGAAGUUAUAUAAGAAGAAUCUCAAUGGUAUUCUGGGAGAUGAGGCAGGACUUGGCAAAACUAUGCAAGUUAUUGCCUUUUUCACACACCUGGCUUGUAAUGAAGGUAAUUGGGGUCCUCAUCUUGUUGUUGUAUGGAGCUGUAACAUACUGAAGUGGGAGAUUGAACUGAAACACUGGUGCCCUGGGUUGAAACUUCUUCUGUAUUUUGGCAGUCAAAGAGAACUUAUAGAAAAAAAACAGGAGUUGAUGAAACCCAAUAGCUUUAAUGUAUGUAUCACCUCAUACAAGCAACUAUUUAAUGGCCACCAAACCUUGAGGAAAAUGCGAUGGAAGUACCUAGUUGUAGAUGAUGUGCAGAAAAUUAAAAAUCUGACUGAGAAGCACUGGGAGGCACUCUUCCAUCUCCAGAGCCAGCAUCGUUUGCUCCUGAUAGACACUCCUUUGCCCAGCGCCUUGAGGGAGUUGUGGACCAUGCUGCAUUUUCUAAUUCCAGGAAUUUCCAUACCUUACCUGGAUUUCCUGGUGAAAGCAGCCAAUGAGAGGACCCAAGAUUAUUGUCAUAAAGUGGCUACGAGAUUGCACAGAAUAAUUCAACCAUUUAUUUUGCGAAGAUCCAAAAGACAUGUUGAAAAACAAUUACCAAAGAAAUACGAAUAUGUGCUGAAAUGUCAUCUUUCUAACCGGCAGAAGGCUAUGUAUGAAGAUGUGAUAUUAAAACCAAGAAUCCAAGAAACUCUUAAAAAUGGAAACUUUGUCAGUGUCCUUCAUGUUCUGAUGCAGCUCCAAAGGAUCUGUAAUCAUCCUGAUCUGAUAAAACCCAGGCUUUCUGGCUCCUCCUAUGUAUCAGAGACACUGGAAUAUACAACUGCUUCUCUAGUACUAAAGGUACUAGAAGGGGAUCUUUGGAAGGAUUCAGACACAAGUCUCUUUGAUCUGAUUGGGGUGGAAAACAAAAUGACUGACUAUGAGGCAAAAGUGCUGCCAAAACAAAAGGUGACUAGAAAGCUUAUUGAAGAGAUCUACAGCUCCCCUCAUCCUUCAGGCAGACCCAACCCAGUGAAGCUCAAACCAAGCAGGUUAUUUCAACCAGUGGAAUAUGGACAGAAACCUGAAGGUAGGAUUGUAGAUUUCCCAAAUCCUCUAUCAUGGCAUACAGGGAAUACAGUAACGGUUAUGGCAACACAUCAUGGGAAAAGACAAGGAAGAUUGCCUCUUGCCACAUUUUCAGCAAAUCAUAAUGAGAAAGGUGACAAGAUAGUAAAACUAAGCCAGCUGGCCUCCACCGCUGGAGCACAAGGCAAAACUAUUCAGCCAAACAUGCCUAUAACACUGCAGUUUAAAGGGAAAACAUUUACUUUAUCUUAUGGCCAACUCUGCCAGCUUACUGGAGGGCAUCUUCGGCAACUUCAAGUUGCAGGAAGUGUUCUUCACAUUGUUUCAGUGCCAGGCUUGCGGUAUUUGCAAUCUCAGUGGCCAGUUACCUUGUUGCCCCUCUAUCGUGCUGGGGCUGGGACUGUUCAAGAUACUGGCUUCCCAAAGCAUUUAAAGCAUCAAGCAGAUGUGCCAACGUCUACACUAGUAACACAGCAAAUUACCAAUUUGGCAGUGGAUGAUCCAGAAACUGAAUCAAAAUCGGUGUCUACCCUAGAAUGUCCAACACAGACAGCGUUUGAGGAAAGGAACAAGCACCUAAAAGAGCGCCUGGACAGAAUAUUUUCUGGAAAUGAGCGACGUUGUUCCAGAGUCCCAUUGUAUGGCAGAGACUUAUUAGGAAUUUGCUCUUUGAUUGGUGAAAAAAAGAUUCCUCAGCAGAGUUCUACCAGGGACAACAAAUGGAGGUGGGCUGGUUUUGUGAACUGUUGCCUUUCUUCAAGUGCCUCAGGAGGCCAAAAUGAUCCACUGCAAGCCCUGAUCCUGACAUCGGAUCAGCGACAGGAAUCCCUAAAGGAUUAUAUUAAUAGCACUCUCUGUGUACUGCCGGCCGCAGUUGCUGCUCCCGCAUAUUUGCGUGUCGGAAAUCCUCCCCUUUCAUAUAGGCAUGGAAUGAAAAUUUUCAAGCAGAAUCUUAAAGAGCAGGCAGCUCCCUAUUUACAUCAGCUACAACAGAUUACAACUCCACGCUUACUACAGUUCCCUGAUCGCCGACUGGUGCAGUUUGAUUCAGGCAAAUUGGAAGCUCUUGCUGUCUUGCUUCAGAAGUUGAAAUCUAAAGGACACCGUGUGCUGAUUCUCACACAGAUGAUUCUAAUGUUAGAUAUACUGGAGCUGUUCUUAAAUGUCCGUUUUCUCACCUACAUAAGAAUUGAUGAAAAUGUCAACUAUGAGCAAUAUCUGGAGCUGAUAAAAAGAUUCAACAGAGAUAAGCGAAUCUUCUGUGCCAUUCUUUCCUCCCACAGUCCUUCCAUGGGUGGCAGUCACAUAGAGGCAAACACUAUUGUGUUCUGUGACACUGAUUUAGAUCCACUGAUGCAUGCAAAAGCUCAGGAAUGGUGUGAUACAAUUGGGAGAAACAAAGACAUCCACAUAUACAGGCUUGUAAGUGGUAAUUCCGUAGAAGAGAUGCUGUUGAAAAAUGGCACUAAAUGUUUGAUUAAAGAAGUAGCUGCUCAGGGAAAUAACUAUCCUCUGACGUUUUUAACACAGCAAACUGCUCAGGAGUUAUUUGAAGUCCAUUCUUCGUUAGAGGACCUUGAUUUCAGAGUCAAAGCUGGGGAGUUUGUGGUUCUUUCUGAGAAACCUUCCCUGGCAGAAACCAUCUCGCCCAAAGUUGCACGACUUUUUGCAGAGAAGGCUCUUAGCGUUGAACAGAGAAAAGAGGACCUUGGAAAAUAUGCACAAGAGGCAAGAAUUGAGUCAAGAACUGAAGUAACUUCAGAGUUACGCUGUCCAAGAAGUAUUAAGGCUCCGUCACAGUUAAAGGAAUUGGAUGACAUUAUGGAUCUGCUGACGCCAAUUGAAAAGUAUGCUUUGAAUUACUUGGAAUUAUUUCAUGACUACAGUGAUCAGGGAAAGCAGAAAGUCAAUGAGGAGUCGAAAACUGCAAACAGAGAGUGGGAACUCAAUCAUAUCAAGAAGCUGAAGGAAAAGGAAGAUGAAAUGCAGUGGGAGGAGGAGGAAGAGCUCCUAACCUACACUAGGCAAGAUGCCUAUAACAUGGAAUAUGUCUAUGAAGACCCAGAUGGGCAAAUAGAAAGAAUGCCAAUUUGGACUCCCCUUACUCUGCCUCCAGAUCACAAUAACGUCUACAUUGAUGCUGUUACAUGUCUGAUGUAUGAUUCCACACCAAUUUCAGAGUCUAAGCUGCCCCCUUUGUAUGCCAGGAAGGAGAGUAAGCAAUUCAGAAUGGAUCCAUCUGCUGCAGGUAGGAGGAAGAAACAUCGUCAUGGAGAGGUGGCUAUUCCUCGGUCACUUUUUCACCGAGCGACUCCAAGAAUGUUGAAAAUGCGUCGAAAGGGUAACAAGCAGAAGACCAUGCUGCUGAAACAGCAAACAUAUUUCACAAAACCUUUGCCUGCUGUUGUCAAACAAGCUGCUGAGGCUAGACGGGCAGCAGCUGGACAGGACAAUCCUGAGUGGCUGAUUAGUGAAGACUGGGCGCUGCUACAAGCAGUGAAGCAGUUACUGGAGCGUCCUUCAAAUCUUGCCAUUAUGUCACCAGUGCACACACCCAAUUGGGAUCUUGUUAGUGACCUUGUUAAUUCCUAUAACCAAGUUUAUCGUUCACCAAAACAAUGCCAAAAUCGAUAUGAAAAUGUUAUUAUUCCAAGAGAGGAAGGAAAGAACAUCAAUAGUCACCCUGUUUGUACCAGACAGAUCUAUGCUGAAGACCAGAAUGCUGCACACACGCAACUUUACAUGAGUCACUUUGAUUUAAUGAAAAAGAUAGCAAGAAAAAGAAGUCCGUCAGUUAAACCUCUGAGCCCAGACAUUGGCUGUACAUGUCCGUCAGUUUCCAAAACUUACACAUCAAGUAGCUCAGCAACAGAGCCAUCCAUUCCCAGAUUGUUCAAGGCCAAGCUACAGUGUAGAAAAGGUUCAGGCUCAGUCACAGACUGCGGCAGUGUCCCAGUCACCACCUGCUGGUCACCACGCCUGAAUGAUUUCUGCAGCAAUGGCUACAGCUCAGGUGAUCCCCCAGAAGCCAAUAGAGGAACAGGUCCUGACAAUAGUCUCUCUCCAAUCACUGACUCCAGGUGUACAGAACUCAGCAGCCUCAACCUAAAUUAGCAAGUAAAAGUGCACAUGAGGUUACCUACUUUCAUACUGUGAAAGCAUCUAUGAAACCUUGAACUAAAGAUUACAUU